Molecule: messenger RNA, 1054 nt
Organism: Podospora bellae-mahoneyi
Lineage: Eukaryota; Fungi; Ascomycota; Sordariomycetes; Sordariales; Podosporaceae
Gene: VMA7
Product: H(+)-transporting V1 sector ATPase subunit F
Exons: 3
Coding region: 426-797 (123 amino acids)
Biological process (GO): proton transmembrane transport
Cellular component (GO): proton-transporting V-type ATPase, V1 domain; fungal-type vacuole membrane
Molecular function (GO): proton-transporting ATPase activity, rotational mechanism
Source: RefSeq, a predicted model, not a curated record
CAACGUUACAAUUGUUUACUUUUUUUUUACAAACCCGCAACCAGCCAGACCGGACCAGAAGGGAAGCUCUCUCCACAAGCGGAAAAUUGCCGGGGACAGGGAUCACAUCCCCGGCACCCGAGCCCAGGCAGCCAGCCCACUAGCGUAGGCUUGGCUUGUUGGUCAGAGCUCCUGGCAUAUCCACUGUCUGUUGCGGCGGCGGCGUCACUUCAGUUGGCUCUUGUUACAGCAUCACCACUGUGGGGUUGGUUGGAACUGCCCGCUCCUCCUCACCAUCGUCAACAUUAACAAAACCAACUUACACGACAACCUCCCCCUCCAACUGAACUCCUCCUUUUGUCGCAGUCGCAUUUAUUUGACACCCACACACACAAUCACAAUAUCGUAAACCUCUCCCCCUUCCCUCCACCCCCGGAGCGCCAGCCAUGGCCUCCCAAGCAGACUACAAAGACAGGCAAUUCCUCGCCGUGAUAGGUGACGAGGAUUCCGUUACUGGACUUCUCCUCGCCGGCAUUGGUCACGUAACUUCCCCCCCCGACAACCAAAAAAACUUCCUCGUCGUCGACGCCAAAACCGAAACCUCGGCCAUCGAGUCCGCCUUUGAAAAGUUCACCACCGAGCGCAAAGACAUUGGCAUUGUGCUCAUCAAUCAACAUAUCGCAGACCGGAUACGCUACCGCAUCGAUACCUACACCCAGGCCUUCCCCACCGUCCUCGAGAUCCCCUCCAAAGACCACCCUUAUGACCCCGAAAAGGACAGCGUGCUGAGGAGGGUGAGAAGGCUGUUUGGUGAAUAAGUUGGUGCGCAAUGGGCGUCAUGAUCAAGAGGCGGGAUUUGGAAGGGGAAACAUAAAGGUUGGCAGUUUGAGUCGGGAGACGCAAUGAUAUGACCGAGUUGGGGAUUGGAAAUGUGACAGAGCAUGUGGGUGGGUGGGUGAUCACAACAUUAAAACACCAACAAGAGGCGGUUAGACGAAGCAUAAUGAUGUUCCUGUGUAUUCCAGUAUAGCAAGCCUCAAAGACUCCUUUACUACCAUUCAAUAUGCUACUUCUC